Molecule: messenger RNA, 210 nt
Organism: Dicrocoelium dendriticum
Lineage: Eukaryota; Metazoa; Platyhelminthes; Trematoda; Plagiorchiida; Dicrocoeliidae
Source: the annotation of a GenBank genome assembly
AUGCGUGUUACAGCCAAAUUUAACACCGGACACUACGUUAUCGAUGGCAUCGGUCACCGUCAACCUGAAGCACUGGAUUGUCCAUCUAGUCUUUUAGCUGCAUCAUUGACACCCGCCCGAUAUUUGUUAAUCUCUGUGUGCAGGUUAUAUCUGAGAUUUCAUCAACAUAUCUACCAUCAUGCUUCGGCGCAAUCUCAGUUUGCCUCCUAA